AUGGCAGAACAGAGGCAAUUCCGUUUCCGCCUUCCUUGGCUGUCCGCCGCCACGACUCCACCUCGUGUCACCACCCCACCCCGUCCUGUCCCCGAACCAGAAGCUCCACGUCCGACGCCGGUCGAGAUUCGAGCCCCACCACAACCUACUGCCACCAUUUCCACCCAACGUCCACCAUUCCGGCCAGCCGGAAUUGCUCCUCCAACAGCGGCACAAGCUCCAGCUGCACAGCGGCCUUCGCCUCCACGUCCGGUGACCACCGAAUCCCAGCCGGCAUCCCCUGUCAUGACACAGCAACGAGGUAGCUCCGUCCCGACGUCGCCUUACCGUUCAGCAGCAGCAGAAUCCAAGGUUGCCUCGCUUCCCCCCUCGCCGUCCCGUGGAGCUCCGCAGUCGAGAGCUGCAUCUGUUCCUCCGUCUCCAUCACGAACUGAGACCAGGACGCAGCUGCCAGAACCAGCUCCGGCAGCACGGACUGCUUCUCAACCGCCAAGUCCGUCUCGUCGGGUUCCUGCUACCGGAAUUCAGCCAUCAAUCACACCUCCAACAUCUGCUUCUCCCCAGAAGAAACCCCAAUUACCCAUAGCUGGUGAAGCAUCGAAGCCUCAAUCAAGGGAGGAAAUCGCUGCUCCAAAAAAAACAGAGGAUCAGGAAACAGAGCAUCAAAAGAAAGCAACUUCAGAAGCCGCCAUUAAAGGUCCAGCUCGUUUCUCCCCGUUCUCCAGAGCAUCAGAGGAACGUCAACAAGAAAUCAGAACGGAAGGACAAAAGAUGAAGGCUGCCCCUGCUGCAGAAGACAACAACCUGAGAAACAGAGUCGCCGCGUUUCUUUCCUCUGCUGCAAAUGCAACACAUUCCAGAGGUCCCGUCAACCAAGAAGAUCAGGAAGAGAAACAAGAGAUUCGAGAAAGAAAGAAACCGGCGACAGGCUUCACGCAGAGUGAAGAGAAGGUCAAAGGAGUAAGUUCUAAUCAAUCUAGGAUCAGGAAGACUGCAACCGCCAAUGGAGGAGGAGAGCAAGUUCCGCUGCACAAAGAGAUCAAGGAGGAUAUCUCGAAGCUCGUCCAGAAGCUUGGCAUGGGACACAUCAAGCAUCCAAUAGGUGGCGAACAACAACCUGUCAGCGUCGUCACUCUGUCCGGAGAAAACAGGGGAGCCACCAUGCUUUUUGGAGCUGAUCCAGAGAGGAAAGAAGGCUCCCUUCACAUUCAUCGUGGGUACAAGACGAAUCCAGACGACAGCAUAGAAUCCACCACCGAUGGCGAAGGAUUCCAGAAGAUGAAGGAUUCGAAAAACCCGGGUAUGGAAGAUGAGCAGCCAUCGCCAAUGGCAUACAUCAACAGCAACACACAGAGCAUCAACAAUUCGAUCUUGCUCGAUAGCAUGGUUAACGAAAGCAAUCCCGGAGUUCACUUUUCUCUGUCUCAUAGUGAUCAGCCAGAACUCAGCAGAUCAGCCAUUGACGAAGAGCCUCGGACACAUAGAGCAGAGUUCAAUCUUACACCAUCUGAGAAGCUUACCUACGAGCCUCGACUGAGAAGAAGGUGCUUAAGAGGAUUGUUCAUGGAAACGAGUGAUUCUGAACCAGAUAAUCCAGAUAAACCGAGGAAACAUGGCUGUCGAGCUUAUGGCUGUGGUCAAACCAGCAAAGAAAGAGACAUUGGAGUUCUCUAG
Linum tenue is the source of this 1674-nucleotide messenger RNA. NCBI's taxonomy places the organism in Eukaryota, Viridiplantae, Streptophyta, Magnoliopsida, Malpighiales, Linaceae. The record is from the annotation of a GenBank genome assembly.